GGCGCGGGCCGGGUCUCCGAGAUUCUCCGGGACUGAGGUUCGGCAGCCAUAAGGGACCGUCAACAAACAGACGAGAGGCGUCAGCCUUUUCCUUUAGGGGGCGGAUUCGGGUAGGAGCAGAGCUUUCGGUAUGAAACGACCGUUUCUUCCAGAGGUGGGGAAGUGAGACCCUGUACUGGGCCUGCGGGGCGCCGCCGUACCUUUGUGGAACAUGGCCCGCUGUGGGGAGGAUAGCGUGGCCCCCGUGGUACUUCUGGAGUCCCCUGGAGUUUGCAGUAAGGGCUUGCAAAGGAAGGGGCCCAGUGAGCGGCGCCGGCUGAAGGCGAUGGUGUCGGAGCAGCUCAGCCAGGAUCUGCUCAGGCUUCUAAGAGAAGAAGUCCAUACAGAUGUCACUUUCUCAAUAGGUUGUACUUUGUUCAAAGCACACAAAGCAGUCCUUUUAGCAAGGGUUCCUGAUUUCUAUUUUCAUACUGUUGGACAUACAAAUAACUUAACAAAUCAUGAACCUGUUGCUGUGGAGAACUUUGAAGCUUCAGAAUUUAGAAUAUUUUUACAGAUUGUGUACUCAUCAAACAGAAACAUAAAAAACUAUGAAGAGGAAAUUCUCAGGAAAAAGAUAGUGGAGAGUGGAGUACCACAAAAGAAAUGUGACUUCAGUGCUGGAAAGUGUACUGACAAUGAUGGAAGGUCAUCUGUAGGUAAAAGGUCAUCUGACCAUUCUUUUCUGAAGCAUGAAAUUCCAGAAGAUAACAACAAAGAGGACAUUCCAGAAGAUAACAACAAAGAGGACAAUUUAAUUCCCACUGAUAUUUAUGACUUGGAACCUGCAUCUGAAUUAGGAGAAGAUUUAUUGAAGCUUUAUGUGAAACAGUGUUGCCCAGAUAUUGAUAUUUAUGUUGAUGGAAAAAGUUUUAAAGCUCACAGGGCCAUUUUAAGUGCGAGAUCUAGUUAUUUUGCUGCAAUGCUGAGUGGCUGUUGGGCUGAAAGCUCCCAAGAGUACAUUACUCUUCAAGGGAUAAGCCAUGUAGAAAUGAAUGUUUUGAUACAUUUUAUAUAUGGUGGAACUUUGGACUUUCCAGACAAAGCUAAUGUUGGGCAGAUACUCAAUAUGGCUGAUAUGUAUGGACUAGAAGGAUUAAAAGAAGUAGCAAUCUAUAUUUUAAGAAGAGAUUACUGUAAUUUCUUUCAGAAGCCUGUUCCCAGAAGGUUGGCAUCUAUAUUAGAAUGCCUGAUUAUUGCUCAUUCAGUUGGAGUGGAAAGUCUUUUUGCUGACUGCAUGAAGUGGAUUGUAAAGCAUUUUGCAAGGUUUUGGUCUGAGAGAAGCUUUGCAAAUGUACCUCCUGAGAUUCAGAAAAGUUGUCUUAAUAUGUUGAUUCAGUCUUUAAAUGAUAAGAAUGCUGCUUUUCUUCUGAUGGAAAGUGACAGGCUAAUCAUCAGUUUACCCAGAGUGAAGUGGACAGAAGCAGCACUGACGAUGGCAUCUCAGCUCCAAGAAGAAUGUAUUGCAUUUAUUAUAGAAAACUUCUCCAAGAUCAUUCAAAGCGAAAAUUUUGCUCUCCUCUUACAGUCACAAGCAAUGAGUAGCACAUCUGAUCUGCUGGACAAAAUUUUAAAAGCAAUUGAAGAAAACAUUACCACUGAGAAUAGUUGCUCUCUUCUUACGGCUCUGGACACGUUACUGAACUCUGACAGUACAAAGGAAAUGGGUUUUACGUGCAAGAUCCAGGCUCUGCGUGAUAAGCUGUGGAUCUUCCUGGUUCAGUCUUUCUAUGCUGUUCGUCACACAGAAAGCUGGAAGCUGAUGAGCGCAGAUGAUCAACAGAAAAUCCAAGCAGCUGCAUUUGACAAAGGUGAUGACCGAAGACUUGGCAAAAAGCCUAUAUUCAGCAGCUCUCAGCAAAGGAGACAAGUUUCUGACCCUGGUGCUAUAAAAAACAAAUCUUGGAGAGAAAGUAACAAGAAAGAGUAUUGGAGUUAUCCCUCUACUAAUCAAAAGAUGAAAUCUGAUGGAUUAGGAGCGUCUGGACAUUCAUCAAGUACUAAUAGAAAUUCUAUAAAUAAAACUUUGAAGCAUGAUGAUUUAAAGGAAAAGGAUGGUACAAAAACCGCAUCCAAGAGUACAAAAGAAUUAAAAACUGUGGGAAAAAAUGUUUCUGGAAAGCCCAAACCUAUAAUAAAGCCCAAAACAGAAAACGGUGAUAAUGCAAAGUCAGGAAACAUGUCACCUAGACAAGUUGUGGAAAGAUCAGCAACAGCAGCAGCAAAUGGACAGAAAAAUUCAGUAAAUGGAAAAAGAGUGAGAAAUCAGGAAGGUCAAAUUACAGGUGCCAGACCCAAGGUACUCACUGAGAAUUUAAACGUGCAUGCCAAAGCAAAGCCUUCGAAGAAAGUGACAGGCAAAGAUUCUCCAUGCCUCGGGAUUUCAGGGCCCUCCAGCAGAUCUACAAAUUCAAGUAUGGAAUUACUGACUUCCACUGACUGUCUGGAUGAACCAAAAGAAAAUGGGUCAAUAAAAGAGAAGCCUUCUAGUCAUAAACUUUCCCUUUGUGACUCUCCAGGACAGACUGUGAAAAACAGUGUAGAAAGUAUCAAAGCUUCCACUGUAGCAGUAAAAUCUCGACCUGUUUCAAAAGUUACCAAUGGAACUUCCAAUAAAAAAAGCAUUCAUAAACAAGAAACUAAUAUAAAUAACAGUGUGCUAAAGAAGGUCACCAGCAAAGGAUACAGUGAUCCAGUACCACAGGCAAUUUUAAAGAAAAGAGGAAAUGGCAGUGGAUGCGCUACAGCUCAGCACAGAACAAAGAAUGCCACAGUUAAUCUUGCUAAAACUCAAGGAUCCCAAGGAGAGUCACCAGAUUCAGUAAAAUCUUCAGUGUCUUCAAGGCAGUCUGAUGAAAAUGUGACAAAACUGGACCACGGUGUAACUACAGAUAAACAAACACCUAAGAGAAAAAUUGUCAAGCAAGGACAAACAACAUUGCCUAAGAUUAGUGCAAAAAUAGUAGCAGUGCCUAAAAACCUAAAUCAAUCUAAAAAAGGUGAAACUUUGAAUAAUAAAGAUUCAAAACAGAAAACACUUCCUGGACAGGUUAUAUUGAAGACUCAGCCUUCUUCUCUGAGACCUUUAAAAAGUGAACCAUCUGUUGUCCAAAAAAGUGUGCUUCGUGAUGUAUGUGAUAAUAAUAACAAAGGCAAUGUUUCUGAACAGAAGCCUCAUGAACCUCUAAUUAAUCUCAUAGCCAAAAUCAGUGAUACAGAAGCAUUUCAGUCACCAUGCAUACUUGACCCACAAAAGCCAUUAAACAAUCAAGAAAAAGAAAAGUUGGUGUUAGAAUGUCAAAAUAUUUCAAAUCUGGAUAAAUUAAUAAAACAUGAACUGGAAUCAAAACAGAUUUGUUCAGAUAAAAGUGAAACAACUUUUUCUGGUCACAAAAAAACAGAUCAAUGCAACACAACUAAAAUACAUUGUCAUUCUGAUGAGAGUGAUAAUGUAGAUCCAAAAUUUUAUAGCACCACUGCUCUAAAAUCCAUGAUUUCAAAUCCGAAUGAAAACUCUUUGAACUCUAAUCCAGUUUGUGACCUAGACUCAACAAAUGUAGAGCAAGUCCAUUCAGUGUCAGAUAGGGAGAAGCAAGCAGGAAGAAAAGAUACAAACAAAAAAUUAAACAUUAAAUGUGUGAAAGAUGUUUUACCUUGUGUUCCUGAACAGACAAAUGGUACCUUAAAUUCUGGUCAAGAUGACAGAAAAUCUAGAAUUCAUGUAGAAGAACAGACAAUUCCCAAUCAGCUUUCUGAUGACUCUGCCAUGAAUGGAGACAAACAUGGUACAGUAGACUCAAAUACUUCCUCCAAGUGUUUUUUGGAACAAAUACCAGGGAAAAAUUCUCCUAAAGAUAUGGAAACAACAGAAACUCCAGAGAGCCAUGGAACUCCAGAAGCUCCAUUCAUGAGUCACUGGAAUUUGAGUACCAGUGUUCUGCAUCAGAGAGAGAGUCCUGAAUCUGACAGUGGCAGUGCUACAACAUCCUCUGAUGACAUAAAGCCUAGAUCUGAAGACUACGAUGCUGGAGGGUCUCAGGAUGAUGAUGGGUCAAAUGACAGGGGUAUUUCUAAAUGUGGCACUAUGCUGUGCCAUGAUUUUCUUGGAAGAAGUAGCAGUGACACCAGUACUCCUGAAGAAUUAAAAAUAUAUGAUAGUAACUUAAGAAUUGAAGUGAAAAUGAAAAAGCAAAGUAGUAAUGAUCUUUUCCAAGUUAAUUCGACAAGUGAUGAUGAGAUUCCUAGGAAAAGGCCAGAAAUUUGGUCUCGAUCUACAAGAGCCCACUCUAGGGAAAAAGAAAAUAUUCCACGAGGCAGUAUGCAGUUUGCUCAGGAAGUAGAUCAGGUUUCUUCCUCAGCAGAUGAAACAGAAGAUGAAAGGUCUGAAGCUGAAAAUGUUGCAGAAAAUUUCUCUACAUCUAACCGAGCUCUUCAGCAGUUUCAGGGAAUAAUUAAUUUAGCUUUUGAAGAUGCAACUGAAAAUGAAAGUCACGAGUUUCGUGCAACCAAAAAUUUUAAAAGGUCAGUUUUACUUUCGGUAGAUGAAUGUGAAGAACUAGGAUCUGAUGAAGGGGAAGUCCAUGCUCCCUUUCAGCCUUCUGUAGAUUCUCCUUCACCUUCUGAUGUUUUUGAUGGCCUUUCUCAUGAACAUCACGGAAGGGUCUGCUACUCCAGAUACUCACAAAGAAGUAAAGGCAGUAUUUUAGAAUGUAGACAAGAGAAAGGCAAGAGUGUCUAUAAAAACAAAAGCUCUCCCUUGGGUCUUAGUAGCAUUGACUUUUCAAGAAAAGAUAAACAGAGUGCUUCAGCCACAGAAAAAAAGAGCACAACAGAUGUCCUGUCCAGAGGAGGCAGACAGCUUCCUCCAGAAGAUAAAAAAGUAAACAGUGGAAGCAAUGUGGUUAAUGACUUUCAGGCACACAGCAAACUUUCAGAUAGUGAUAUAAAAUCUCAAGAAAGACCAUGUCAUUUGGAACUUCAUCAAAGAGACCCCAAUUCUGACAUACCAAAGAACAGCUCUACAAAAUCUCUGGACUCUUAUUGGAGUCAAGUUCUGCCUCCAGAAGGUCAAGUGAAAGAGAGCCAUUCUACAGCUACCGAGAAAGCUAAUAUUGCUUUAUCUGCAGGAGACAUAGAUGAUUGUGACACAGUGGCACAAAUCUACAUGUAUGACCAUCGGCCUUCAAAAACCCUCUCUCCAAUAUAUGAGAUGGAUGUAACAGAAGCACUUGAGCAGAAAAUGGAAUCAGAAACACAUGUUACAGACAUGGAUUUUGAAGAUGAGCAACACUUUGCAAAACAAGAUUGGACGCUAUUAAAGCAACUGCUCUCUGAAGAGGAUUCAAACUUAAAUAUUACAAAUUCUAUUCCUGAAGACUUAAAUUUAGCACAGUAUCUAAUCAAUCAGACACUACUUUUAGCACGAGACAGCUCAAAACCUCAGGGUAAAGCACAUGUUGACACUUUAAACAGAUGGAGUGAACUAACAUCUCCAUUCGAUGAUUCCUCAGCAAGCAUCACCGUGGCUAGUUUUUCCUCUGAGGAUUGUUCACCCCAAGGGGAAUGGACAAUUCUGGAACUAGAAACUCAGCAUUAAGAGUAUUAACACUUUGGGGCUUUCCUGGUGGCACAGUGGUUGAGAGUCCGCCUGCCGAUGCUGGGGACACGGGUUCGUGCCCCGGUCCGGGAAGAUCCCACAUGCCGCGGAGCGGCCGGGCCCGUGAGCCAUGGCCGCUGAGCCUGCGCGUCCGGAGCCUGUGCUCCACAACGGGAGAGGCCGCAACAGUGAGAGGCCUGCGUACCGCAAAAAAAAAAAAAAAGAGUGUUAACACUUUGGAAAAUGUUAAACUAUGCCACCCCCUUAUUUUUCUGAUGCUUAUAUUAUAUCCAAAUGAUAAUUGCAUUAGCCUAUUAGACUAUCCUUAAUAUUGAGGAAGUCUUUCCAAUUUACUGAAGUAAACAUAGUUUAUUAAUAUGAUAUCACAUGUAGAAAAAAGUGUUUUUCUAAAAAUCUUGAGCAUGUUUUCUAUAAUUAUUAGAGAAAUUAGAAGACUUGUAAGGAAACCCUUGCUUUAGUUUUCCUUUCCUAACUGAUCAUUCAUUUACUUGUUUAUCAUUCAAUAAUUUAAAAUGUGAAUGCACAAGUAGAACAGUCCCUUUACUUUUUGCUCUGCAUAUGG
Mesoplodon densirostris (Blainville's beaked whale) is the source of this 6218-nucleotide messenger RNA. RefSeq names its product BTB domain containing 8 (gene BTBD8). The coding region runs from base 212 to 5635 and encodes 1807 amino acids. The transcript has 18 exons. The record is from RefSeq and is a predicted model, not a curated record. Lineage: Eukaryota; Metazoa; Chordata; Mammalia; Artiodactyla; Ziphiidae. Gene Ontology annotation, cellular component: neuron projection terminus; synaptic vesicle. Gene Ontology annotation, molecular function: protein binding.